AUGGCGACGCAAAAACCAGCACGAGUUGCUCCGAGAAAUAUUCAAUUUAAAGAUAAUGUGGAUAUCAGACAAAUUCCACGAAAUGACGAGGGUGGACAAGGUUUUGAUGGGCAAAGUUGGGAUCCAAAUUUACACAAUAAAGGUGUCUUCAACGAUAAACCCAAAAAGCAGAAAAAAGUUGUUAUUGCCAUUGUUGCAGCUGGUAUUACUGUUCUGGCAAUUGUAAUUGCAGUUGUCGUUGGUGUGGUAGUUAGCCAGAAAUCAUCGACUGCCAGUGAUAACUCGCUUUCAUAUAAUCAAGCGUGCAGCCCAGGUUCAAAUCAAUGCAUUUCAUCGAAGGGUCUCUAUUGUCCAAAUGGAUUUUGUGUGUGCAGUUCGAGUACAACGUGGAAUCCAACGAAUAGUACAUGUGCCUAUUUGAAAUAUAAUAACAGUUGUACAUCAUCAAGUCAAUGUGAUUCGUCGUUACAACUUGUUUGUACUAAUGGUCUUUGUAAGUGUAAUGGCUAUUACACUUAUAAUGCGACAAACAGUGCCUGUGCACUAAUCCUUAAUAACACACUGACGUAUGGUGAUGCAUGCGUAUCUGGUUCAAGCCAGUGUAAAUCAUCAGUUGGCCUUACAUGUAGCACUGGUAAUUGCACAUGUACCGUGACAAAGGCAUGGAAUGUAUCAGCAUGUUCAUGUCCAUCGGGUACAUUUCUAAAUUCAUCAAGUCUUUGUGAAACACAGCGUAAAUAUAACGCGUCAUGCGUAGUUGGAUCGAUGCAAUGUGAUUCGAAUCGAGGUCUUUCUUGUAAUAACAGCCAAUGUGUAUGUGACACAACUAACUAUUGGAAUUCUAACUUUGAACAAUGCUAUGCACGGCUUAACUAUUCCGAAGCCUGCUCAUAUGACAGUGAUUGUAUUCCAACAUUAAGCUGUCCAACGGUGGCAGGUGUAUGUAACUGUUCACGAUACUUAUCAGAUUAUACAUGUAAUUGUGCUAACACUCAAUACUUUGAUCCAGCUUUGAAUCAAUGCGUCAGUCGCGCUUCGUAUGGUGGUUCAUGUACAGCAUCACUUAAUUAUACAUGUCUUUUAUCGCUUCAAUGUCCUUCGGGAACAUGUAAUUGCCCGACAGGUACAAGUUGGAAUGCCACAGCCACAGUUUGCAAAUAG
Molecule: messenger RNA, 1161 nt
Organism: Adineta ricciae
Lineage: Eukaryota; Metazoa; Rotifera; Eurotatoria; Adinetida; Adinetidae
Source: the annotation of a GenBank genome assembly